Wasmannia auropunctata (little fire ant) is the source of this 6802-nucleotide messenger RNA. RefSeq names its product tRNA modification GTPase GTPBP3, mitochondrial. The transcript has 4 exons. Gene Ontology annotation, biological process: tRNA wobble uridine modification; tRNA methylation. The record is from RefSeq and is a predicted model, not a curated record. NCBI's taxonomy places the organism in Eukaryota, Metazoa, Arthropoda, Insecta, Hymenoptera, Formicidae. Gene Ontology annotation, cellular component: cytoplasm; mitochondrion. Gene Ontology annotation, molecular function: protein binding; GTPase activity; GTP binding. Bases 23 to 1576 code for a protein of 517 amino acids.
CUGUGACUCCGGUGCACUCGCUAUGCGCCUGUUGUUGUCCCGGGCAUCUCCGACGCUCCUCCGUGCGUGUCCCCUCGUCCGUGAAUUCUCUCGAAACGCGUGGGUCGUCGCAUCGCGCGGGACGUCGCGCUACCACGUUACUGCCGUCAGCUGUUCCACGAGCGACCGCAGGGGCACGACCAUCUGCGCCCUGUCCUCUGGUCAUGGAAAAUGCGGCGUGGCAGUGGUGAGAGUAUCAGGAAGCCGAUCUCUGGACGCGUUGAAAAAGAUGACAAACAUAUCCAAGCUGGAACCGAGGAGGGCUUUUUUGCGAAAGAUACAUGAUCCAGAAACGAGGGAAAUCAUCGACAAUGGGCUCUGCUUGUGGUUUCCCGGUCCGCAUUCGUUCACUGGCGAGGAUUCCGUGGAGUUUCACGUGCACGGUGGACCGGCGAUCCUGACGAAGCUGAUGCAAGCCCUCUCGAGGCUGCACGUGCAGCCGGCGCAACCGGGCGAGUUUACCAGACGCGCCUUCUACAACAAUAAACUCGACCUGACGGAAGUGGAGGGCCUGGCCGAUCUGAUAGAGGCCGAGACCGAGUGCCAGAGGAAGCAGGCGCUGCUGCAGGCCGACGGUAUCCUGCGCAAGCUGUACGACAGCUGGCGAAAGGUACUCUCGGAGUCCGUGGCGAGUAUCGAGGCGUACAUCGACUUCGGCGAGGAGGAAAACAUCGAGAGCGACGUGGUGCAGAACGCGCACCACGCUCUCCGACAGCUGAUGCGGGAAUUGGAGCAGCACCUGGCCGACGGCAGGCGGGGCGAGAUCCUGCGCAACGGGGUGAGGACCGUGAUCGUCGGCGAGCCCAACGUGGGCAAGAGCAGCCUGCUGAAUCACCUGGUGCAGCGAAAUGCCGCCAUCGUCACGCCCAUCGCCGGCACCACGAGGGACGUCAUCGAGCUGACCGCCAACAUCUCGGGCUACCCCGUGCUGAUAGCCGACACCGCCGGCAUCACGGAGGACACCGGGGACAUCGUCGAAGCCGAGGGCGUCCGUCGAGCGAGAAGCCACGCGGAGAACGCCGACUUCGUGAUCGUCGUGGUGGACGCGCGGAAGUGCGCAACCAGCGGCGUGACGUACGAAGACUACAUGCGCGAAUACCUGUCGUCACUGGGGAUACAAGAGUUACUGGUGAAAAUCGGGAGAGAACGUUUCAUCGUGAUAGCGAAUAAAAAAGACUUACUGACGGAGGAAGAAAAACAGCGCCUCGGCGAUGCUGAAGGAGUUCUGGUAUCUUGCAGAACGGAGGACGGUUUCCAGGACUUGCUGCGAUCGCUGACAGACCGCUUCAGUAACAUAUGCGGCGAUCCAUCCGCGGAGAGUCCGACCAUCAGUCAGGCGAGGCACAGAAAUCACUUGGCGCAGUGCUUGAGGUAUCUGCAGAACUACUUCGAAUUGUGCGCCAACGAGCGGUAUGACGUGGCCAUAGCGGCGGAGGAAAUUCACAAGGCGAUGCGAGAACUCGGAAGGAUAACGGGGCACGUUAGCACCAAUGAUAUACUAGACAUUAUAUUCAAAAACUUUUGUAUCGGCAAAUGAAGCGCUGCCACUUGUACACAAUAUUCGUAGCGCUUGUAUUUUUUUUUACAAGAUACUUUGCAAUAUUUUCAGUUGUGGAGUAAUCGCGAUUAGAUGUUAUUUAAAUGUAGAAUAUGUCACGAGUUAUUUGUAUUAUACACGUAUAUAACAAGCAGACAGAUAGUCUUUUCGAUAUUUGAAGCAUUGCUUCCGUAACUGUCUAUUAUGAAAAGAAAAAUUAGAAAAUAAAUCGGAAUUAUCUGUGCAUAUAUAUAUUUUUUUUCUCAUGGUCUUUUUCUUUUUAAGAACAUGAUUUUAAUCAAGCACGGUUGAUCAAAACGGAUUGCGGUAGCAUGAAGCAAAAUGAAUGGAAAGAAGGGAGCCUUCAUAAGCAUCGUAUGUUUAUUAACAAUGUUACACGCACAAUCAUACAUAGAACAACCUUUUGCCUGAUUAUAAGAUAUCGAUACCCUACGCGUUAUACACAGAUAGGGCUCCGUUACGUGGUUUCAAGUCGUUAUCUGUAUGCCAUGUCCGUGUUAUGUGUGCUAUCUCGUUAUUAUGACGUUCGUCACAAUAACUCCGCUCGCUCUCGCAAAAAGGAUAAUUUAACUUGAAAUAACGAAAGUAGAACAACUCGACUAAAAGGGAAAGAGAAAGAAAAAAAUAAAAAUAAAGAAAAAGGAUUAAAUUGUAUACAAAAAUUCGCUUUUUAUCGACUCGAACAAUUUCUUAUACAUGUCUUACAAAAUCUGUAAGACAUGUGUGAUUUCCGGAAUAAAGAAGAAAGUUUCCCUAUCUAAAAAAAUAAAAGAAAGAAAAAGAUUCGAGUUGUUACGAUUGACCAUUAAAUGACAUCGUUACAAAGUCUGUUGCAACUGCUAAUGAAAUUUCCCGCUUUCUAAUCAUGCUUAUUGUGUUAUAAUUUCAUUUUUUUUACAAUGACUGCGUCCAAAUAUUAACAAAUAUAAUCUUUUUCACAUUUGCAUGGUGACUCUUCGUCCCUAUCCAUUAAGGAUCAAUUUUAAUUCGCGUGAUUCAUUGCGAGUCACCCAUGAAAUUUUUUACGCGCGCAGCGAGAGGUCACCAACCGAAUAUGCUAUUUAAUAUAAUAUGAUCAGUCCAUAUAAAGAAAGCGAAUGGCUUAUAAAUAUAUAUAAAGAUUUGGCGGAUUCAUCACGCGACUCAUCACGCCGCGCAGGAUUCGAUUGCUUAUUCCUCCUUUCUCUCUGUCUCUCUCUCUCCCUCUCUCUCUCUCUCUCUCUCUGGUGUGUGUCCCCCUUUUUUUCUAUAUUAUAUAAAUCCGAUGUGUAGAAUCCUCGGUAAGAGUAGACUGCUCGUUUGUACAAUUGUAUAGAAUAGUUUGAGAUCUAUCCGAAAGCAAACUGACUCGCGCUGCACGUCCGAGACGCAUUUUUAUUUACGUCGAAGAUCGUUUUAAUUUUCUAUCUAUACACGCUCUACUUUUUUUCACCCAAUUUUUGCUUUUUUUAUGUAUAUAAAGACUUAAAUUAUUGCGCAAGAUCGUCCGGUCUCUCUUGUAGAGAAACAAAACUUCGCUACGCAUCGUUCUUCUUGUUCCUUUUCCCCGCGAGACCGGACCGAUCACGCGCAACCGUUUUCUGUAAUCCUUAAAUGCCACUAGCAGUGAAAUUUCGUUCGUCCAAUUUUUACGAAAAAUCAUAGUAGAAUUUAAAGAUUAUAAUGCGAACCUAAUGAAUCGCAAUCGAGUACAUCCGUCAGAGCAAAAAGAAAUUCAGGAGCGUGAACUCGCGACUUAGAAAAUGAACAAAAAAAAAGAGCUGCUCUUUAUCAAAUACAAAAAUAUACAACAUUCUUUUAUAUAUUACUUGAAAUAUAAUAAUCUAAUGUGAAUUUUUAUCGAACAAAUCGGAACGUUGCUCGUUAAAUAUAAAAAUAUGUAACAUUCUCUUACAUUUCAAGCGUAAUAAGUUAAUAACCGAACAAAAAUUUUUAUCGACUCGCUAAAUCUUGAAUCAGAAGAGUUGAAUACAAUUAGACAAUCUCAAAUAGUAAAAUCGAGGUGAAAAUCAAUCGCAACUUAUAUUUAAGAUGUAUUUAUCUCGCUUGAAAAGCACACACAGAAUUGCGCGCUCGGUUUAGGGCCGGAUACGGAUGAACGCAAGCGUUUCAGAAGGUUCCCUCAUACCGUGGCAGAUACGAACGAGAAAGGAGAAACGAGAAGUCUGUCGAGGACCGACUCGAAAACUGGUCGGUUCCCUCUCUCGUCCCUAAAUGACCCACGACCCUGCCAACCCCGCAUGUGUGUGGGGUAGACGUCCACAUUCGUCCAUUUCAUUCUCCCAGUUUCCUCUCCAUCUAAUACGUCCCUUGUAUAACGGCGGAUACGAGGAAAGAAAAGCAGACAGUGAAAGAUCUAUCGUGGACUUGGAAUCGAAAUUAUUUAACGUAAUAAUUUAAAGCUCUAUAUAAGAAAAGAGGUGAAAGAAUGUAGAAUGCGAUGAAAGGUGAAAACGAUCUUGAGGACAAGUCACGAAGGCGCUUCGUGACAGGAACGCAAUGCGUUUCAAAAAUGCGAAUCAAAUCUUUUCAUAUAUAUAUUUAUAUUUUUUACUAAUUAUGCAAUAUUGAAACAGGUAAAUUCGUUCGUGACUCAGGAAAUGCAUAUCCAUAGCGAUCCCAUUUUUCUAUCCUUAAAUUGAGCCACAGAGACCCCAUCCUUCCAUUCCUAAAAUGAUCCCGAAGGCCCGUCUAUUUGUCUAUUUCCAUUUCCUUUCUUCGAUAAUCUUUUCCUUUUUUUUAUUCCUUUCCGUUAUUAAAUAAAUUAAAAACUAGUUUCUUCGAAGCUCUCGCAUCCAAAUUUUAACAAUCAUAAAUUAUUUCACAAAAGACGAGAAGCAAACGCUCAGUUAGUGUAAAGGGAGAACACGAUAUAUAUGGAUGCAUUAACUAAAUUAAAAUCGGAAAAAAAGAAAAAUUAUCAAGAAAAAAAACUGAUGACGGACUUUUUGAACCAUUCGGAAUGGGGAGGUGAUCUUCUUGGACCAACCAGGAAUGAGAGAAAGAAUCGAAUGGAAGAUUAAGAAUCUGCAGUUUGAUCCACGAUAAGGCCCUUUUACAUAUCCGCUUUUCUCCACUCGUAUCCUCGCUCCGUUAAAGGCGCCAAGUUUUGACGAUAAUUAGAUUAUCGCGAGUGUCACCCAGCGAUUCGUUAAAUGAGGACAGAACAGCACCGCUGAAAACAAAUACAAUUAAUUUUUUAAUUUUUUAACAGCGUGCUGAUUGAUUCGAAACGUUAAAAAUUUCGGUUCGAUUUCGCGAGAUCGUUUAGGAAAGCUCCGCGAAGACUUUCAUCACUCCCUGCGUUCAUUCACUCACUGCGAAUUCCAACGAAGUGAAAUAUAUCGUCCAUCUUUCUCUCCAUCUCUCUCGCACCCGUUUCUCCUUAUAAUAUAACGCACCGAUUUACGCUGCAUAAAAAGUGGAAUGUGCGCGUCAAGAUUAAUUCCAUGCAAAACCUUUUCAGUUUUUGUUUCGAAAAAUAUGGACUUUCUCUAAAUCAUCUUAGAGAGAACCGAUAUUGUACCCUAUAAAAAACACAUGUAUCUCUCAACGCACAGCUUUAAUUCCCGCGUCGUGAAGUCGCUCGCAAAUUUCGGAAAGGUAAUCUCUGCCUCGGAUACCUCCUGUUGAGCGAGGCAGCCCUUAGGGAAAUCUGAACAAACGAAUCGCAAGAGUUAUCACGCGGAAAAUGAUAUCGGAAGAGAAACUCCAUUUUUAAAAAAGGGGGGGAGGAAAUACAAAGACAUCGACUGAAGCCUUUCAAUGUCGGGGGCAAUUAAGUUUAUUAAGUCGUAUCGUUCGGUUUCUCGAAACGGAAUUGGCUUCGACUCGCGAAAAUCUCGAGAAUAAAUCGAAAUAACACCUCGGAACCGAAAAACCACGACGACGACGCCGCCGCCGCCGUCGCCGCGCAUCUCGCCGGGAUAUGCCGCGGCCGCGAUUCCGGCCCCGAGGCAUUCGGGAUCGGCAGCCGAUGGCACGGACCAUCUCUCUUCCGUUCGCGGAAAGUAAAGGGAGACGAGCGAAACCGCAUGUUCCGUCGUCUCGCUCUAGCGAAUGUAUGUCUAUACGCACAUACACAUUCUAUACUUUGCAUGUAAGUAAUGCCUAUUUUCCAAAGAUAUACGUUAUGUGAAACACGCACUCUCUUUUUCGCAAUCACUGAAAUCACGCCGGACGAUUCCUCCCCUCGUGUUGUCGGCUCGCUCGGACCGGUAUUCUCCCCACAUUCUCUCCUCUCACCCUUGCCUCCUUGUCGCCCGAUGACACGCGUUUCACCCGAUCCCUUGACCUUGUGCACAGAAAUCAUCCUUUCCGUUCUCGCGAAUUUUGUACUGUUAUACGCAUAUAACGCACAUAUACGUCAAGGCAUUGCAGAAACGCGCGCCACCAAAAUCGAAAAUCGCCGACGCGACAUCGCCCUUGAGGAGGAGGUGUGCAUACACGACCUUGCUUCCGUAAUUUCGUCCUGCUUUUCCCCCGCCGAUCUUCCGCCGGCAAGCUAAAGUUCGAUAUCGGGUUGGCAACGUCAAUUAGUACCGAUCAAUCCAUGGCUGAUUCAAGGAGAUCCUGAGAGAUAUUCCAAAGGAUACUUUACAAUUUCACGAUUCGUGUAUGUUGAUUCGAAAUUUCUAAGAUUAGACGUUCUCUCCCUGCGUAUUCCUAGAAAAGAAAAUAUGUACAAUCGCAAUCAGUAUUAAUUGGCGUUGCUCUUGGCCCUAACGCUUCUAAUGCUAACAUGUCUUUCCCUUUCUCUCCCUUUCACACACAUAUACACACACACACACACACACACACAUUCUUUCUUUCUCUUUCGCUACUGUGCCACUUUUACCUAGCACUAUAUACAAAAGAAUAUUACUUACAGAUUACAACGGUGAUUUACCGUGAAAUUCCUGAACCAUCGCAACUCAAAAUGGCGUAUGCACACGCAGAUAUAUAUGUAAUUUUACAAAAAAAAUAAUAUCUGAAAAUAAAUCUCCGAUCGUAAGAAAAUUAAGGAUUAUGCCACUCGUUGGUGCUACACCAAAUGUAUUCGCCGUAAACCGUUCCUUCGGAGAUCGAUCUACAGCCUGUCUACUGGCUAAUUCCGUUCAACGUAUCCCUCACUCACCCCGCUUGCGGGACACGAUACGUAAGGAGACACGGUGAAUUGGAAAUUAGGAUCGAAAUGAAUUUUAUAAAUGAAUUUAGAAGUUGAAG